UCCAUAAAGAAGCUGCGUAAAAAGUUAAGGAAAUUACAAUGCCAUGCUUUUGGGCAUUUGUCCUGGCACUGAGCAUCUGCUUCCAGUUGGGAGCAGGACAUGCCAUGGAUCGAAGUUGGGAACUGCCAAAAGUUCGUAACACCGUGGAUGACCUCAGCCAUAUCUGCUUAGGUCGCCAGGAGGGCGACUUGGUGCCACAUCCACUGGACUGCAGUGGAUACUUCAGCUGCUCUCGCGUUCCCACCCUACUUUACUGCGAUCAGGGUCUUCACUUUGAUAGCAAUCGUGGGGUCUGUGAUCUGCCCGAGAAUACCAACUGUCAGAGAAGUGAUGUACCCGUAUCUACUGGAGAAUCCCAAGGCAGCCCAGCGGAUGACUCCGAGCUCAAUUGGUGGCCACACAAACCACGUCCCGUCUUCAUGGCGGUCGAUGUGAGUAAUGGCCAGCCAGUGAAUCCCAUGGAGAAGUAUGAUCCGGAGCAUAUUGAGUGUCGUCAUUAUGGUGCCUAUUUCCUGCCACAUCCUAAAAAUUGUGGCUUAUACUUCAUUUGCGCCUAUGGCCAUCUGCAUCGUCAUCAAUGUGGGCGUGGCACUCUGUGGAAUUUCGAGAAAUCCGAGUGUCAGCUAAACGAUCAGGCAGUUUGCUACGGGGAAUCCAGAGUUUCAGAACCCCAAACGGACAUGGAAUUGGUCGUGGGAGACACCACUCCAAGCAGUGAUGCACCAGUUACUGUUUGCUAUAUUGUCGGAUCGAGAGAAUUCACCACGCUCCAACAAUUGUUAACGAAUCCUGAGACCACCGAAUUGGUUCCCGUGACACCACCUUCUCCACCUCGUGCCGAAGUAACCGCCUUGACCUGUCCAUCUACCAAGCAGAGCUAUAUGUCUCAUCUGGAGGAUUGCAGCAAGUAUUAUAUUUGCAUCGGUGGUAUGCCGGUGCUAACCUCCUGCCCCAAAGGACUCUUCUGGGAUCAAAAGUCGGGCUAUUGCGAGUUGGAAAAGAAUGUAAAGUGUUUCCAGAAAUAAUCAAUAAACUGAGGCCAUGCAGCCAUGCUCUCGA
Drosophila eugracilis is the source of this 1059-nucleotide messenger RNA. RefSeq names its product probable chitinase 10. Gene Ontology annotation, cellular component: extracellular region. The transcript has 2 exons. Bases 39 to 1025 code for a protein of 328 amino acids. Lineage: Eukaryota; Metazoa; Arthropoda; Insecta; Diptera; Drosophilidae. The record is from RefSeq and is a predicted model, not a curated record. Gene Ontology annotation, molecular function: chitin binding.